Molecule: messenger RNA, 591 nt
Organism: Hyaloscypha bicolor E
Lineage: Eukaryota; Fungi; Ascomycota; Leotiomycetes; Helotiales; Hyaloscyphaceae
Exons: 2
Coding region: 1-591 (196 amino acids)
Source: RefSeq, a predicted model, not a curated record
AUGUCGCAAAAAUACAACCCUCCCUCCGGCGCACCGCCAGCGUACGACGGCUCAUCCCAAGGCGGAUCGCAAAUCUCCUCUCCACCACCCGUACACGCCUCCCCCGCCCCACACUCAGACUACUACAACGCCUCUCCCUACCAGCAAAACGCGCAACCCUAUCCAAACCAGUACAAUGACCCCCAUCCUCCGACCUCAAAUGGAUAUUACGCGCCGCCUCAGAUGCAACAGGGGGGUUAUUACCAACAGCCACAGCCAGGCUACGGGCCAGGAUAUGGACAGCAAGGCUAUGGACCAGGUGGAUAUGGACCCCAAGGUGGGUAUCACAAUGGGGGCUAUGCGCCGGGGUACGGACCGCAAGGGCAGUACUUGGGUGAUCGAAGGGGUGGGAAUUGGGACAUUGGCGAAAACAUGGAGCAACAGGACGCAAUAACAGAGAGGGAUUGUGGAACGCAAGCAGGUUUCCGGAGAAGAGGGCUCACAUACAUGGCGUUGCGUUUGGCUUCUUGGCUGGCUGGACCGUCCGAGGAAAGAAACACGGGUCCCAACUUGGAAAUCUCUAACAUGCAUGGAAAGGUGUUGCUGGAAUGA